Cannabis sativa is the source of this 3807-nucleotide messenger RNA. Its product is annotated as patatin-like protein 6. The transcript is spliced from 3 exons. Gene Ontology annotation, biological process: lipid metabolic process. The coding region runs from base 607 to 2019 and encodes 470 amino acids. The record is from RefSeq and is a predicted model, not a curated record. NCBI's taxonomy places the organism in Eukaryota, Viridiplantae, Streptophyta, Magnoliopsida, Rosales, Cannabaceae.
UACUCUGAAACCUCUGUGAUAUUUGCCUGGUCGUCCUGUUUUUCUUUCUUUCUUUCUUAAUACUCAUUUGGCUUGUUGUUUUGGGAUUUUGGCGCCGCUUCCUUGGCUUGAGAAAGGUUUUCAUUUUCCUCUUUGGUGGGUUUUUACUCUGUUAAAAACCAGAGCAACAGCAUACAGCAAAGGGACUAUUUGGCAAAUUGGGCUUUUGAUUGCCUUUUUUCAACUGGGUUUUUGGAAACGAGAAAAACCUGUAUUGUGAGAGUUUUAUUAGGCGUUUCUCUUGUUGCUUCCUUUAGUUUGAGGCCUUGAGCAAUGAUUGCUAUUAAAUUUUGGGUUGGAGAUUCUGCAAAGCUUUUUAAUUCAAUCCUUAUCUUAUCUGAGUUUAUUUUCAAAGUUUGAACAUUGGGUUUUUCAUUUUGUAAUUUUUUUUUUAUUUGGGUACAAAUAGGGGCGUGAAAUACAAGGUAACUGCUUCUACUUGAUUGAACUUCCGAUUACAUGUGUAUUUGUUUUUCUCGAAGAUUAGAAGCCAUUUGUCCGGACGGAAAAAUUGGUUUGUGAAAAUUGUUGAAACCCGUUCAUUUAUAGGGAAGAAUUUGGGGGGAAAUGGCUACGAAUCUAUCAGAAAUGCAUGAACCUAGUAUUGAUACUGAUAAGCUUAGCUACGAGAUCUUUUCGAUUUUGGAGAGCAAGUUUCUCUUUGGUUACGAUGAUCAGAAGCUAUGGGUUCCCAAGCAGAUCGCUCCCGCAGUUACCGCCAUUGAUGACCCCAAACUUGAAGCUGUGUCGAGUCUUGGCGCUGAUAAUGGCGUCUCGGCAAUCAAGAACCAGAGGGGAAAAAUCUGCAUACUCAGCAUCGAUGGCGGAGGUAUGAGAGGGAUUCUGUCCGGGAAAGCAUUGGCAUACUUAGAGCACGCGCUCAAGGCUAAAUCGGGGAAUCCAGACGCUAGAAUCGCUGACUACUUCGACGUGGCAGCGGGGGCUGGUGUUGGAGGAAUUUUCACGGCUAUGCUCUUUGCUACGAGUGACCAGAGCCGCCCAAUAUCCAAAGCCGAUGAUACUUGGAGGUUUUUGGCCGAACAGGGAAAGAGAUUCUACACUUCUUCUUCUUCGUCGAGCUCCGCCACUGGUGGAAAACUUCUGCGUCGAAUGAUCAGACGCGGCGGCUGCAGUUCGACUCGCUCGGCUACCGCGGGGUUAGAGAAAUCAAUGAAAGAUAUUUUCGUCGAGAAAAGUCGAAAGAGCCUAACCCUGAAGGACACGUUGAAGCCGGUAUUGAUACCUUGCUACGACUUGUCAAGUACAGCGCCGUUUCUGUUCUCACGCGCUGACGCGCUGGAGACUGACAGCUUCGACUUCCAGCUCUGGGAGGUAUGCCGAGCGACUUCCGCCGAGCCUGGUCGGUUCGACCCAGUUCAAAUGCGUUCCGUGGACGGCCAAACAAGGUGUUUGGCGGUUGACGGCGGCUUGGCAAUGAGCAACCCGACGGCGGCGGCCAUCACGCACGUGCUGCACAACAAGCAGGAGUUUCCGUUCGUGCGUGGGGUGGAGGACCUCUUGGUCCUUUCCAUUGGAACGGGUCAGCUCUUGGAAGUGAGUUUCGAGAACGAUCAAGUCAAAAAGUGGAAGGCCAAGGAUUGGGCACGUCCCACUGCCCGUAUUGCUAGCGACGGCUCCGCUGACCUAGUUGAUCAGGCCGUCUCCAUGGCCUUCGGUCAAUCCCGGAGCAGUAACUACGUCCGAAUUCAGGCUAACGGGUCAAAUUUGGGGCGGUGUGGGGCGAACGUUGAUACAGACUCACGUCCUAGCAAUGUAAAUAUGCUGAUUGGAUUAGCAGACGAGAUGCUUAAACAGAAGAAUGUUGAAUCAGUCCUUUUUGGUGGUAAGAGGAUCGAUGAACAGAGCAAUUUCGAGAAGCUGGACUGGUUUGCUGCGGAACUAGUGUUGGAGCAUCAGAGGAGGAGUUGCAGAAUAGCUCCCACUGUCGCUUUCAAACAAGCUACACCCAAAGCAACAUAGAAAGACAAAGCGUACCAACCAACAAAGUUUAGAACAACAAAAAGAAAAGAAAAGAAAAAUGAAGGAUCAUGGCCCAGCGGUUGUCGGCCUACCGACAAAUUUUUGUUUUAGUCUAGGGGCACAUUGGUCAUAUAAUAAUUAUUAAGAAAAGAAAGAAAAAUGAAAUAGAGGGGCAGGGGUGGUGGUGGUUUGGUCAUUUUAUUGAAAACCAAAUCAUUGUGGUUUCUGGUGAAGGUAUUUCCGUAGUCCGGAAAAAUUAAAAGUGUUGCCCUUGUGAUUAUGAUUCUUUUGAAAAUGUUGUGACCAAAUUAAGUUUGAGCUUAUUUUCUCGACCUACAAAAUCAUAAAUGUCGGUUGUGUCAUGCCCAAAUUAGGAAAACAGGAUUGGGAUCAUUUAUAUUGGUUAAAUUACUUAGAUGCCCUUCUCCUCACUUAUAUGUGUGUCUAAGUGAGCCUUAUUCAUGUGAACACUUGUUUCAUCUCCCUCCACAUGAAUGGUUCUUCACUGUUUUACACGCUUUAAGAUCUCAUAUGUAAACCAAGUACUGAGACAAACAUGUUUCAUAUCAGUGGAUUAACUGUAAUUUACUUAAUGUUAAUCCCUAUUUCAACUAGUUAAAUUAACAUAACAUACUUGGGGCAGUGUAGUGUCAUUUAUUUGCAGGUCAAUAAAUGGUGAAGAAUCCAAUAAAAAUUCUUCAAGUUCAACUAGUCUUAAAAUAGUCAGCAAAAAAUACCCUUCUCAACUGAACUUGUUUUUUAUUUUCUUUGACUGCCAAAACUUUUAAGAGACAAAAAAGGGGUAAAACAACAGGGAAAGAGAAGGCAACACAACAAUUUGAAAAUAAAGUAAUUCAAACUGAUGUUCUUUUUUUUCUUUUGCUGAAUUAACUGAUAUGUUCUUUGGAAGUAAGAGAAAGUGUAAACCUAGGCUCACUCUUCAAAAUUAUUUUUGCAUUGGUUCUUUCCUUAACUCCUCUAUUAAUAGACCUUUGUUUAAGUGAGUGCACAUUGUUGUUAUAUGUUAAUCUAAUGGUUUCGUUAACAGAAUUCUCUUCUGAAAUGCAGGGGGAAAAGAAAGACAUAGACUUGUAAAAUAUAAUGAAAAAAGAAAAGAAAAAACGGAAGAGGAGGUGAGGGGUCGGGGGGAAAAGGUUAUAUAGCAACUUUUACUUUUGUUAGUGGAAGAAGAGGGAAUUGGGGGAAGAGGACAAGAAGUGUAAUAAAGAUAUAAGAUCUUUAAUGGGAUACUUUGUCUGCCAGAGGACAAGCAUUGUGGCCUUCUGUACCAACCUUUCUACAAGCCAAGGAAAAGAAAACUGAGUGUUAAUAAAAGCCUUCAACUUCAAGGUCAAACAAGGAUGGAUCAGUUGUGUAAACUAGUUGCUCUGGGUGGGAAAACUCUCUAUCUUCCCCAUAGUCUUUACCUUUUUUACCUUUUUUUUUUGGAGAAUCCCAAAUGAUUUCAAUUCUUCUUUUUUAAAAUUUCACCCUGGUCUUAACCAAAACUCUCCCUCUUUUCCUUUUUAUUUUUUUGUUUGGUAUAGUUUCCCCUUUACUCAAAUAUAGAUUGUAGUGGUGGAGAGUGGAGAGAGAUGUUAAACUUUUAAGAGUGGGUUUCUCUUUGUAGUAACCGACCACAUCUCCUGAGAUUAAGAUUGAUUGGUGGACCCAUUAUAGGGACUAGUUAUUGGAGGCAAAAAAAAAAAAAAAGAUUUGGCAUAAUUCUUUGUAUUCGGGCACUAUGAAAAUGUAUUAUAUGAAAUUGGCUUUGUCAUUUUUCUCUUC